CACAAAGAAAAAGAAAAGAUUUAUUCAUUGCGCCAUCUUGAAUAACGGCAUUAGUACGUAUUCUUUAGUGAACGCCCUGCAAAUUUGCUGAAUUUUCUGGUUUUUAACCUUUUGAUACGCUUGUUAAAAAUGAACCGUCGCCCUGGACGUGAUAGUCGUAUGGACCGUGGGGGUCGCGGUGGCGUAGGCCCGUCGAAUUCGAUGCGUCGCAAUGAUCGUGAUGGUGGUCGAGGGGAAAAGCGUUCCGACCGACAAGAGAAAAACGGCGAGAACCUACAUCCUAUCCGGUGGGAUCAGGUGAAGUUGGAUCCAUUUCAAAAGAAUUUUUUCAAUCCCUCUAGUAGUGUACUGGAGAGGUCGCGUGCUGACGUGGGUCAGUAUCUGGACAAAAAUGAGAUCACCGUGAUCGGAAAAAACAUUCCUGCUCCGAUAUUGACCUUCGAGGAAAGUGGGUUUCCGAAAGUUUUUCAGGAUGAGAUGACCCAUCAGGGAUUCCAAGAACCAACCCCUAUCCAGGGUAUUGGUUGGUCAAUUGCGAUGAGCGGAAGGGAUAUGGUUGGUAUAGCUAAAACUGGCAGUGGAAAAACUCUGGCCUACAUUCUUCCUGCUUUGAUACAUAUAAGCAACCAGGGAAGGCUUUUGCGCGGCGAUGGUCCGAUUGCUUUAGUAUUAGCACCGACGCGUGAGCUAGCCCAGCAGAUUCAGCAAGUGUGCACUGAUUUCGGUCGUCGGAUGAGUAUUAUGAAUACUUGUAUUUUCGGAGGUGCUUCCAAGCAUCCACAAGCGGAUGACUUACGACGUGGCGUUGAGAUUGUGAUUGCAACUCCGGGGCGGUUGAUUGAUUUUCUCGAAAGUGGAACAACGAAUCUACGGCGUACCACUUAUUUGGUACUGGACGAAGCUGACCGUAUGUUGGACAUGGGUUUUGAACCACAGAUUAGAAAAAUUAUUUCACAGGUUCGUCCAGAUCGUCAGGUUCUUAUGUGGUCUGCCACUUGGCCAAAAGAAAUUCGAAAGCUAGCUGAAGAGUUUUUGCGCGAUUAUAUCCAAAUCAACAUAGGUUCGUUAAAUUUGGCUGCAAACGAAAACAUCUUGCAGAUUAUUGACUGCUGCCAGGAGUAUGAAAAACAAGAUCGAUUGUUCAAGCUGUUGAAUCAAUUGUCACAGCAAGGCCAUUUGAAAUCGAUCAUAUUUGUCGAAACUAAGCGUAAGGUUGACCAGAUAGUUGGGAUCAUCAAGCGAAAUGGCUGGAGAUGCGAUGGAAUUCACGGUGAUAAAACCCAAAAAGAUCGUGACUUUGUGUUAAACACAUUUCGCCGCUCGAACAAUGGAAUUCUGGUAGCCACCGACGUGGCUUCACGCGGUUUAGACGUUGACGAUGUCAAGUUUGUCAUCAAUUAUGACUUUCCGAAUAACUCAGAAGACUACAUUCAUCGUAUUGGCAGAACUGGGCGUUCAACUAACAAGGGUACGGCGUACACGUUUUUUACACCGGCAAACGGUUCAAAGGCUAACGAUCUAAUCGGUGUACUGAAGGAAGCCAAUCAGUUUGUAAAUCCAGAGCUUCAAGAAUAUGCUCGUCACGGAGGUGGUGGAGGUCGCAAUCGUGGUUUUGGCCGUGGGCGUGGUGGAAACACGAAUCGCAGUGGAGGCGGUCGCGAUCGUGAUCGUAAUAUGAGAAAUGAUGGAAAAGGCAGACGAAAUGACGAUUACCGUAGUGGUGCCGGCGAUGAUCGUGGGGCGAAGUUUCCACGACGUGAUGAUUACGGUGGAAAUCGUAAUGAUUACACUGCAAAACCUGCUGGCAGUUUUGGAGGAGCUGCAGCAAGAGAUAGCGGAUUCAAAUCUGGAGGUUUUGGUGGUGGCUUAGGAGGUUCAACUGGUGGAGGAUUCGGAGGAAGUAGUUCUCGCAACGAACCGAAAAUUGUAGGAGGAUUUAAUACCGGAAUUGAUAAAUCAGGUGGUUAUGGUAAAUCCACUGAUAAGGCAGGAGGAUUCGGCGCUGACUCUAGAUCUAGUGGGUUUGGUAGCAUGGCUCGUUCGCAAAAUGGAACGAGCACGAAUUUUGGAGGAAGUAGCUUAUCAUAUAAAACCGACGAAAAGCGCCUCGGUAGUGUCGCAAGUACUCCUAACUUCAGCAAGCCUCCGCCACCAUUUACUGCACCUGUUGGUGGCUUUAGCGCACCACCACCAUCUACACGUCGCCCGGAAGAAAGAUCACGUCCAACUUUAGCAAGCACCGUUGGAAGCUCAUUCGGAACACUAAGCGGCUUUAAUUCGGCCGCUUCGACCAGCACUUAUCCAGUCCAAUCCAAUCAAAGCAGAGCGUAUGGAAAUCGCGGAAAUAUUUCAUCGGUGGCUGGUAGUGGCCUCUAAAGAGAUGCUGAAUACAUUCAUCACACUUCUACAUUACAAUGAUAAUCCACUAGUGUAAGUGAUAUGUCUACAAACAUGCAUCGUUUUUAAAAAACACUCGUUCCAAUCUAUAUUAUAAUAAUGCAGGACAAUUAUUUUUUUGCUGUCGAGUUAAAUGUUUCACGGUAAUUAUAUAUUUUAUUUGCACCAUACAAACAUGGUGAUAUUACUAGAUAAUAAUAUUUAUAUUAACCUCGAGCAAAAAUUUGCAGAGGAUAUUGUGUUUAGUAUAUGGUAAAUCAUGCUCUAUGUACUAUGAAUACAUUAUGAAAUAAAUUCUCCAGGAUGUGUGUCUUAAAAUGUA
This is a messenger RNA of Topomyia yanbarensis, 2719 nucleotides long. RefSeq lists its product as uncharacterized. Lineage: Eukaryota; Metazoa; Arthropoda; Insecta; Diptera; Culicidae. The record is from RefSeq and is a predicted model, not a curated record. Bases 130 to 2376 code for a protein of 748 amino acids. Gene Ontology annotation, cellular component: ribonucleoprotein complex; cytoplasm; nucleus. The transcript has 4 exons. Gene Ontology annotation, molecular function: RNA helicase activity; ATP binding; RNA binding.